Molecule: messenger RNA, 1950 nt
Organism: Colletotrichum phormii
Lineage: Eukaryota; Fungi; Ascomycota; Sordariomycetes; Glomerellales; Glomerellaceae
Product: BZIP family transcription factor
Exons: 3
Coding region: 1-1950 (649 amino acids)
Biological process (GO): regulation of DNA-templated transcription
Molecular function (GO): DNA-binding transcription factor activity
Source: RefSeq, a predicted model, not a curated record
AUGCAGAACCCUGGGCUGUCCAUUCUCAACGCCGAAUUUUUCGACGAUGGUAUGUCGGGCUUUCGCGCACCAAGAAGUCUGCCUCCUGGGAAAUCUGGCCCCGACACCAGUGAUGAACCGAAACGAUCCUCCAAGAAACGGUCAAAAGCCCAGUCCGCGGAGGUAGCAGAACCCGACGACGGGGAAAAGAAACGGUCACGGGGAAGACCACGGCUAGACACUAAUGAUGAGACUGCAACGGACCGUCGUCGAACUCAAAUUCGGCUCGCACAGAGAGCCUACCGCAACCGCAAGGAAACGGCGAUCCAAUCGCUCGAGAAGAAGGUCGACGAGUUGAGACGCACCAAUGAAGAAAUGAGCAAAGAAUUCAUGAAGCUCUACGACUUCGCCGUUAGCAAAGGCAUGCAUGAGAGCACGCCCGAAUUUGGACGACAACUCCAAGCCACGACAGAAAAGUUUGUUUCCUUGGCACGAAAGACAAGCGAGGAGCCGGAAAGGGAAGGCGAUGUGUUUCCGAGUCAGGAAAAUGACGAAGUCGAGGAAGUUGGCGGUCCUGCUAGUGGACAAGAAACGGGAAAGGAAAAGUCGCCAUCUGCCGAGAUCGCUAAGCCGAUUGAACAAGUCAUAUACGAUGUACUCUCAAGCGAACGGCCGCAGCAGCAGCACCAGCUACAGUCGACACCUCGGACGCAUGCAAUGACUGCGGUGCAUACAACGUCUUGGGCGCCCGAUAGUCAGUCGCACAUGCCGCACUCGACACUAUCUCAGGCCCCCAUGGGCUACGAAAUUGUGACGGAGCCGACGCUGGACAAUGCUAGUUUUCCAUUCGGUAUGUCCUAUGAACAUAGUCUGGACCAACCAGGCACUUUCGAUCUACUCGCCAACCAGCCUUUUUCUGAAUCCCUAUUCAAUAUUAUCUCCUCGCCAACUUCUUAUGCCCACCAGGAGCGGACGUUUGGGCGACGUCUGCAACGGUCGACGCUGGAGAAGGCUUACACGUUGCUUCGCAUGCCUAACCCGCCGAGCAGCCUCAUCAACAGUGCUUUCGGUUUCAGUUUACUUUUCGAGCCCAAAGAGAGGAUCGUUGAGCGGAUAGCUAACCGUCUCAGUGUCAACCAACGGGAAACAAUGUUUAACUGGAAAUUUCCAUUUUUACACCUAGGGGGCGGGGGCACGUGGUUCGACGAGAUGAAUGAUUUGGACGAGAUGGCGUACCCGAGCGGCCACAAACAGAGGAACCCUGUGGGCAAUCAGGGAACGGCCGAGCCGAAUCGGCAAAAGGCCGACUCACUCUACGGGUUGGGACCGUGGGAUGCGCCGACGGAAGAGAUGCGGGACCUGAGAGUGGAGCGGACCGCCGCGAGACUUCGCAUGAACGUUCCGGGCCUCCAAGGCGACUUUUACGAUGCGGAUGAGGUUGAAUGGGUUCUGCGGAGACGCGGAGUCGAUAUCCCCGCCGCCGCGGAUUUUGUCACAGCUGAGAUCGAUCCGGCAGACUUUUCGGACGAGACGGCAAUGGCUGGACGCGCUUUAGGCAGCGGAUUGGAUGGCGGCAGCAGCAGCAGCAGCACAAACAAUGCCUCUGAUAUCCUGAGCAGUUAUGGGACAAGCCCUGGUGACGCUGCUGCGAGGCAAUGGCUUGGGCAGACCUUGAAGCCGACGAGGCCGGCUGAUGUUCAUUUGGGCGAAACGCGAUCUGUUGCGCAGUCCGGCGACGCAGCGUCUAUUCAGAUGCCUCUGGAUCCGAGUCUUGCGGGUGAUAUGUUUGGGCUUGAGAGCACUUCUACCAACCAGAAUACGAACCCCCCAGGUUCAAAACGGAGAGCGGUGACGAUUAAUGUAGGGGUGCUUGUUCAAGAAAUCGGAUUGAAGUCGGUUUGCCUGGGACGAUCACCUGGGAUCCGGCCGAGAGAUUUAAAUGUUGCAUUUUGGGCAUCAUUGACUACGUAA